This is a messenger RNA of Branchiostoma floridae (Florida lancelet), 7764 nucleotides long. Its product is annotated as glycogen debranching enzyme-like. NCBI's taxonomy places the organism in Eukaryota, Metazoa, Chordata, Leptocardii, Amphioxiformes, Branchiostomatidae. The transcript is spliced from 32 exons. Bases 17 to 5089 code for a protein of 1690 amino acids. Gene Ontology annotation, biological process: glycogen catabolic process; glycogen biosynthetic process. The record is from RefSeq and is a predicted model, not a curated record. Gene Ontology annotation, molecular function: amylo-alpha-1,6-glucosidase activity; 4-alpha-glucanotransferase activity.
CACGUAACGUAGCAGGAUGGAGGUUGGAGAGCGCCGGGAACACAGGUGCUCGUGGCUGAGGAGGAUCGGGAAGACGCUGCAGUACGGUCUGCUGUGCUUGUUCGUGUCGCUCCGAUCGGCGCUCGUCUCCGUCAGGAACUGUUGUGCGUUUGUGUUCUUUGGGGACACACCGGAGGGUCUGUGUAAAUGUUCUUCCAACACUAAGGACUCGUCAUUCUACGAGGACUUCAACCGCCCGCCUGAGAUCAAAGUCAUGGCAGAGGGAGGACCGACGACCAACUCCGUGGCCGCGGGACACACCGUAGCGACAUCGCCCUCGGGUGCCGCGGCGCAGAACUCACCUGUACGACAGGUGCAGCAGGUGCGGGUGCUGCAGCUGAACGAUGGGGAGCACCUGAACACCACUCUGUUCCGCCUGCAGAAAGGCUGGACCCUACACUUCUUCCUGGGUCCCUCGCUGUGCGCCCGGCCUGUCCGCAUCUUCGUCAACCACCCGCCCGCUGACCGCCCCUUCCGUCGGGACGAGUACUAUGAGUUGAAGUGGCAGUAUUACUCCCAGAGCCGCUGCGAUGAUUCAGACAGAUACGCUGAGCUGCAGCUGAAACUUGCCGGGUCCUUCCAGUACUUCUUCUCCUAUGACAACAGUGGAAACAAGAAGCAUGGUUCCGGGUACUUCGUGGUGGAUCCCCUCCUCCCCCUCCCAGGCGGAGACGUUCUGCCGCUGGAUAGCAUCUGCAUCCAGACCGUCCUCUCCAAGUGCAUCGGCCCCUUCAGCAACUGGGAGAGGUGCGUCCGCGUCUCCAAGGAAACCGGCUACAACAUGGUGCACUUCACGCCGAUACAGGCGCUGGGCGAGUCCAACUCUUCGUACUGCAUCAGUGACCAGAUGCGGAUCAACCCCGCGUUCGAGGAAGAUGGACGUACACUGACGUACGACGACGUCGGAGAGUUUGUGCGCCGUAUCCACAAGGACUGGGGCGUGCUGACGGUCACGGACCUGGUGCUGAACCACACCAGCUGGGACAGCCCGUGGCUGGUGGAACACCCGGAAUGCGGGUACAACCUGCUGAACUCGCCCCACCUGCGGCCGGCGUACCUGUUGGACAGGGCACUGGCGUACUUCAGCGCACAGGUGGCGGACGGGCAGUGGGAGGGGCAGGGCGUGCCCGCCAACAUCACCAACGAUGGCCACAUCAGGGCUAUGGAGCGGAUCCUGCUGGAACAAGUCCUGCCUGAGCUGAAGCUGUGGGAGUUUUACUGUGCAGAUGUGGAGGAUCUGGUGCAGCAGUUUAAAGAGGCUUGUGAAGCUCGUUCUCUUGCCACGACUCCUACGCAUGGCGCCAAGCCUUCGCAUGGUCAAGGUCGGGCCAAGGUCACCGCCACGGACACCGAUAACGAAGUUGGGAAUGCUCUACCGGAGGCAGGAGGGAAGAAGUACCAGCUGACUGUGGUUCAGGACCCGGCUUACCGACGACUCAUGAGCUCCGUGGACCUGGGCAGGGCACUGACUAUCUUCAACGUGGAAAGGACAGAUGCAGAGACAGAGAAGGAGAGGAUACAGAAGUGCAGCGAGGCCUUCAGGAAACACCUGGAGAAGCUGAACGCAGACGUUACCAGAGACCUGCAGCAUCACCUGAAGGCAGCUGUAGAGAACUGUGGGAAGGGUGUCGGCUACGAGAGACUGGAUGGCCAGGGACCGAAACUGGGGCCUGUCACAAGGGAGAAGCCACUGGUUACAGAGUAUUUCAGACUUCUUAAUGGCCAGAACGACUCCUGGCAAGCUGACGAGAAGCUAAUGAACAAGAAGGACGCCCGUCACAUCCUGGCUCACAACGGCUGGGUCAUGGGGGACGACCCGCUGCGAAACUUUGCAGAGGCUGGCUCGAACGUCUACCUGCGGCGCGAGCUCCUGGCCUGGGGCGACAACGUGAAGCUGAGGUACGGGAAACGUCCGGAGGACUGCCCAUUUCUAUGGAAACACAUGCUGGAGUACACCAUGGCAACGGCACGGAUCUUCCAUGGGGUUCGCAUUGACAACUGUCACAGCACUCCCAUACAUGUGGCGGAGUUUAUGCUGGACGCAGCGCGACAGGUGAACCCUGACCUCUACGUUGUGGCGGAGCUGUUCACCGGGAAAGAGGACCUCGACAACGUGUUUGUGAAUCGACUCGGAAUCACAUCGCUUGUACGAGAGGCCAUGAGUGCAUUUGACUCGCAUGAAGAGGGCCGUUUGGUGUACCGGUACGGCGGCGAGCCAGUCGGCGCCUUCUGGAAACCUGCCACACGACCUCUGACCCCUGCGAUCGCCCAUGCCAUGUUUCUUGACUUGACUCAUGACAAUCCAUGCGCAAUACAGAAACGUUCUGUGUACGACCCGUUACCGAGUGCUGCUCUGGUUGCCAUGGCGAGCUGUGCUAUAGGGAGUACCCGUGGUUACGAUGAACUCGUACCUCACCAUAUUCAUGUUGUUGAGGAGGCGCGAUGUUACCCAGUGUGGGAUGAUGACUCCAAGAAGGACGACGUCCAAUCCGUUAACAAUCGCUCCGGUAUCAUCGCAGCGAAACGGGCACUCAACCUGCUGCAUCAGCAAUUAGGCAUGGCAGGCUUCAACCAGGUUUAUGUUGAUCAAGUGGAUGAGAAUAUUGUUGCAGUGACCAGGCACUGCCCCAACUCCCACCAUUCGGUCAUCCUCGUGGCCAGGACAGCCUUCAAACACCCACACAACCCUCAAGCAACUGGCUACAUCCCCCCACUCUGUAUACCUGGUGUUGUUGAGGAAAUCAUCCUGGAGGCCCGGUUGGUUCAGAAGUCGCCUGAUGAGUUUAACCAGGACAGAACCUUCAUCAACGGACUCAACAACUACCAGCUGGAGAUGCAGGAACACAUCCAGCUAUACGGCAGUGCUAUGAUAGAGCUAUCAGGAGGAGGGGAGGGGAGUAACUCACCUGUGCAGGAGGUUGACUUCAUCAACUUCCCACCGGGCAGUAUCAUCGCAUUUCGGGUGUCCCUUCCCCAGCACACACGCCAGGCCGUCUCCACCCUCAGGGGCUGUCUGAGAGAGUUUGGGUUCCACGUCAGGCCUGGCAGUCCAAAGGGGGAGCAGAGAUGGGACUUCCUAAGUAUCGUUAGUGAGCUGUCCCUGUCGGAUCUGAACCGUGUACUGUACCGGUGUGACCCUGAGGAGAGAGAUGAGGGGUGGGGAGGUGGCGUGUACCACAUCCCAGGGUGGCAGAGCCUCAAGUAUUGCGGACUACAAGGUUUCAUAUCUGUGAUGGCAGACAUCAGAAACACCAAUGACCUCGGCCAUCCCUUCUGUGAAAACCUGCGCCAGGGAGACUGGAUGCCAGACUACAUCGCUAACAGACUUGUCAGGCACAGGACAACCAAGAAGCUUGGCCAGUGGUUUGAGGGAGUGUUUGACUCCCUGAAGGAGAUCCCGAGGUACCUGAUCCCAUGCUACUUCGACGCGAUCCUGGCGGGAGCGUACGCCACCAUCACGGAGAUAACCUGGGGACAGAUGUCCGAGUUUGUGACCCAGGGCUCGACACUGGUCCGUGCUCUGGCCCUGUGCUCAGCCCAGUUCUGUGGAGAUGUCGCAUCUUCCCCCCUCCCUCACCUCUCCACAAAGAUCCUGAAGGACAUCCCAACGGUGGUCAAUGAAGAAACAGGUACAUGUCGUAGAGAACAAAGAUGUAGCACCUUAGCAGCUGGAUUGCCCCACUUUUCCUCGGGGGUGAUGAGGUGUUGGGGGAGGGACACAUUCAUCGCACUCAGGGGACUGCUGUUGGUGACAGGCAGAUACAGCGAUGCAAGGAACCUUAUUCUUGCCUUUGCCGGGUGCCUGAGACAUGGCCUGAUCCCCAACCUGCUGGGCGCCGGUGCACACGCCCGGUUCAACUGCCGGGACGCAGUGUGGUGGUGGCUGCAGUGUGUCCAGGACUACUGCACCAUGGUCGACGAUGGCCUUGACAUCCUCACUCUCCCAGUGUGCCGUCUGUUCCCAACGGAUGAAAGUCCUCCAAGGGAUUCUGGGUACACGGAAGAACCACUCUACAAGAUAAUCCAGGAGGCACUACAGCGCCAUGCCCAGGGGAUCUCGUUCCGCGAGCGCCACGCCGGGCCGAGCUUGGACAUCAACAUGUCAUCAGAAGGGUUUAAUGUGAAUGCAGGGGUGGACUGGGAGACAGGGUUUGUGUUCGGGGGCAACGAGCACAACUGUGGGACCUGGAUGGACAAGAUGGGAGAGUCAGACAUGGCGGGAAACAAGGGAAAACCUGCUACACCCAGGGAUGGAUCAGCAGUAGAAAUUGUGGCUCUCUGCAAGUCCACAUUAAGAUGGUUGGUGGCCUUGCACCAGAGCGGUGCCUACCCUUACGACGGCGUCACGUUCCUGACAGACGGGAAGGAAACCACGGUUACCUUUGCCGAGUGGGACGCGAAGCUGCAGGACAAUUUUGAGAAGAAGUUCUGGGUAGCGUCAGAGCCGUACGAGGGGGAGGAGAAACCAGGCCUCAUCCACAGGAGAGGCGUCUACAAGGACAGUGUUGGGGCAUCCUUCCCGUGGACUGACUACCAGCUCCGGCCUAACUUCUGUAUAGCCAUGGCGGUGGCGCCAGAGCUGUUUACACCUGAGAGAGCCUGGAAAGCACUGGAGAUUGUAGAAACUGUCUUGCUUGGACCGCUUGGAGUAAAAACUCUGGACCCAAAAGACUGGAAAUAUCGGGGAAACUACAUCAACUCUGUGGACAGUCAUGAGGUGGAGACUGCCAGGGGAUUCAACUAUCACCAGGGGCCGGAGUGGCUUUGGCCUGUUGGUUACUUCCUGAGAGCCAAGCUGCACUUCUCCUCCCUGGUGGGUGGGGCCGACACCUUCUACAAGUGCAUCGACAAGGUCAAGGUCACGCUGUCCAACCACCACCAGGCCUUGCUCAAGUCGCCUUGGAAGGGGCUGCCUGAGCUGACCAAUGCAGACGGUGCCUUCUGCAAAGAUGGCUGCCCAACGCAGGCCUGGUCAGCGAGCACAAUACUUGACGUCCUUUACGAUAUGGACAAGCUAGUCAGAGGGAAUAAUCAAAUGAGCACAGUUUAACAUUGCAGACUCAGUGUUUUUUGAGAGCUGUGACAAAUAAAAAGAAAAUCUAAGGAAAAAUGUAAGCAUUGCAGAUGCUGUCAGCUACUUUGCUGUAAGCAUUACAGAUGCUGUCAGCUACUGCUGCCACUAGACAUCCAGAGAAUACAUCAUAGAAGCAGACAGUCGUGUAUAAAAUGGUGGUAGUUUCAAUCUAGAAUGCCUUUGUCCAGAAGAAGUGGAAAAUAGUCAUUUUGCAGGAAUUUCAUAGCAAAAUUAGUAGAAUUUGGACUCCUAACAGUUGUCUUCCAAUGAGUUAUGUUUAAUUUGCUGUCUUCAGGGUUCAUUGAAAAUUGCUGCUGUAGAUUAGAAGGUUAUGCAGGAUGGAUAAUUGUUUUGACACAGUCUGGAGUAUUAUAGAAAGUCUUAGACUUAAAUUAUGUUGUAGAGAAUGUUCAUUGCAAGAACAUGCUAAGAAACUGGCUGGGGUCUUAAGUAAGAACCAGAUUACUUGCCUGACUGAAGAAUAUGAAUAGUUUGAUUAUGAGAUUAUUGCUGUAAAACAGAAUUACUACAACUCACAAAGUUUAUUAAUUUUUCGUAUAGAAAUUUUCAUCAACUUAAGUAAUUUCCACUUCCGUAAAAGUGACACUAUAUUGAUCUUACUAGGAAACCAUUUCCUAUCCACUUGACCUCAUCAUAAACUUUGUUUCUGCAAAACUUUGAUAAGAAAUAAGGCUUUGAGGGUUAAGGAGUGCAAUGUUUGUUAAUUGUUGACAUUAUCAAGCAAACUUUGUUGCUAAUGUUUGCUUAAAGAAAGAAAGUUUAAGGGGAUGGUUUUAUGGCAAAGGGUCUUUACUUGUGAGCUAUUAAAGCUGUUGUGUCAGAUGCUAAACUGUUGGAUAUUGCUGUUGAAUCUCCUAUACCCAAUGGGUAACUAACAGACAGGUAUACAAUAUAUGUUUGCAUCUGCAAAAUAUUUGUGCAAGCAAGUAACUUGUAACCGUUUCUGAACAACUUGUCUACAUACCAUCCUCUGUCGUAACCACUGGCUGUCUCUUUUGUAAGUGUACAUGUUUCCAGUACACAACAGGAGCUGACAAAUAUGUGAUAUCAAUUUACAACAAAACACAUGGAUUGUAAGAAAUCAUUCACUCUGUAUUUACUGGGGAAUGGUUUCUUUACCGAGUGUUUUUUUAAUCUUCUAUUUCAUUCUAUCAACAGCAGUGAACAAAAUCCAAAUCGAAAAAAAAAAUUAGUACGAUUCAUUCUAGUUUGAAUACAAAAUGUUAUCAUUAUUUGGAUUUCGUUUCUGUGUAGCUUUAUAUUACUUCCACAUUGAAAAUAAAAAUGCAAUCAUAAAAGAAUUCACUUCAGUGAGAUAUACUGUUCAAUGCAGUCAGAUAAAAAAGAUAUUAGCUGUUGUCAAACUACUAUUUGAAGGGGACAUUUAAGUGGACAAACACAUGUGCCCACAGUGCCCACUCGUACCUUGCCUGCCUAUUCGCGUCCCCUUUUUGUUCUACAGAAUGAAACAAAAGCUGAUCAGUCUGUCCUUUGUGCUGAUUGAAAGAAGAGAAAGAUACUACAUAAAAUCUGUACUCCAAGGUGCUUUAAGAAACUCAGUGUGAUUUUUCUGAAAAAAGGGAGGCACACAAAAUAUGCUGCAGUAAAUAUUAGAACUCGCUGGUAAAAUUUGUAUGAAAAAAGAGUAGACACAUGAUAAUUGAUGCAGAGACAUGAAUCAUUCAGUUCUUAUAUGGGAGAGGAAAAAGUUCUAAAUGUAUAGUCCCCCAAAUAUGAUAAAUGCUAUUUCACCUUGAACCUUUAUUCUGCUGUUUCUUGAAAUGGUAUUUAGGGAUAUCAAGUCGAUAGACGGUGGUCUCUGCAAUCUGAAAAUAUUGCAAUUUGAAACCACUGUCCUUUGUAUUAAUAUCCCUAAAUACUGUUGAAAAAACAAUGGAUACAGGUUACCCCGCAGAUAAAGGUGAACUAGCUUUACUGCUAUUUCAUGUUUUACCAGAGUUGUAAGCUCAGAAUUUCUCCUCCCUAACACCAGGAGCUCUAAUGAAUCACCCCCUUGCUGUGUAGGAAAAGUUCCUCUUACAUGUAAAUUUAAAGAUGUGACUGUAUGAGCCAAUAUUGCAAAAGUCUCCUAGUAUGAAUAUGUGAAAAUGUGAGAGUUGAAUUUAUCCGGAGAAUGCAGGACAACAAGAGAUACAAGAUGAUAUGAAAAGAAGCUACAUCUAUUGUUAGAUACUGUAUUGUAAAGCAUAGUAUAUAGCAUUGUACAGAGAAAAAGUGAUGUCUAUGGAAAGGACAGUUAUGCAGUUUUGUUCAAAGAUGCAUGUGAUGCAGUAUAAGCUGAUUUGAGGUUUGAGCUGACCAAUUCUAUCAGAUUUACCGUCUACCCGAUAGUUUUAUAGGGAAGGGUUGGGACUUUAUAUGUUAAAUGGGGUGUGAAAUUGUAGGGAAAAUCACAUACAAAAUGCUUGGUAUGAAAUAUGUUUUCAUUUCUCAAUGAUAACAACUUUACGAAAUACUUUGCUAACAUUAUGACACAUUUUUCCAAUGAGAAAACCUUGAUAUAUCUGAAUGUCACCUUGCCAAAAAUUGACGCUUUAUCAUGCAGACCACUGUGUAAACCAUUGGAUCAAAUAGUGGGGCAAUAUGAUAUUUAGACCAGUUUCAUUCCC